CACUCUCUCACUCUCUCACUCGAUUCAAUCUCUCACUCGAUUCAAGCUCUCUUACAAUCUCUCAUAUCAUUCGAUUCAAGCUCUUUGUGUUUACGGGAUCUACUCGAUUGGUGUUGCAUCUCUCUAACUAUAAACGGAAGAUUUCGGCUUAUUUUGUCACGGUCAAAGAGAGCUUACUAUACAAUCUCCUGUUUUCAGGACUCUCAUCGAUGAAGUUCUUCUCCGAUCAAAACCUCUCUUACGCUGAUAUUCUUCUCCCUCACGAAGCUCGUGCUAGAAUCGAAGUCUCUGUUCUCAAUCUCCUUAGAAUUUUAAAUUCCCCUGAUCCAGCUAUCUCUGAUCUCUCCCUGAUCAAUAGGAAGAGAAGCAAUAGCUGUAUAAACCAAGGGAUACUCACAGAUGUUUCAUAUAUCUUCCUCUCUACUUCAUUUACUAAGAGUUUCUGAAAAUUCUUGAAG
Molecule: messenger RNA, 458 nt
Organism: Arabidopsis lyrata subsp. lyrata
Lineage: Eukaryota; Viridiplantae; Streptophyta; Magnoliopsida; Brassicales; Brassicaceae
Product: meiotic recombination protein SPO11-2
Exons: 5
Coding region: 210-446 (78 amino acids)
Source: RefSeq, a predicted model, not a curated record